This is a messenger RNA of Oppiella nova, 3051 nucleotides long. The record is from the annotation of a GenBank genome assembly. Lineage: Eukaryota; Metazoa; Arthropoda; Arachnida; Sarcoptiformes; Oppiidae.
UCAGCAAUGUAUGUGUAGCACGUGACGGUAAAAUAAUAAUAAAUAGUAAAAUAAAUAAUUUAGUUUAUGUUUAGGUCAAUAGUAAACAAUUAGUAAACCCUUUGGUUAAGUAAGUGUGUUUGGUAACUAUUGGCUCAGCACACAGGUCAAGUGAGUGAAUGGUAUACAGCUGUCAAUGCAGUCACGCAUAGGGUUAGUGUCCAUACAAUCAGUGCACUCCUAUUAACGAGAGAAAAGUGAGCGAAAGAGUCGACUAUUUGUGCAAAAAACAAAACUUUGACAACAAAUACAUCGCGUGUUUGUGACCAUUGGUUGCGAGUGAGUGACCGCCGAAGACACCCACCGACAGACCAACCCAUGCGUUGAUCCCGUGAUAGUGGGCGCCAACGCACAGACACACAGACGUGGACCGCAAUGAUGGACACAAUGGAGGCGUCGAUGUCGCCAAACAUGGCUCAGAGCCAGAAGAGGGCCAACAUUAACAUCAAUUACCAGACAAACGGCGGUCCCAUGGGCUCAGAGACGCACAACUGCGCGCCGAUGGGACAGUCGUCGCAACAGUCGACGGCCGGCGCUCAGCAGUCGUCGGUCCCACCGCUCAACUCGAUGCCCGGCCCACAGAUGGGUCAGACCGGGUCGCCCGGCAGUCAAGCACCCGCUCAGCCCACAUACUCCAUCCCCGGGAUUGUCCACUAUUUACAGUACGAGUGGCACCGGUUUGAGAUGCAGAGGCAGCAGUGGGAGGUGGAAAGGGCUGAACUCCAGGCGCGUAUCGCACUCCUGCAGGGAGAGAGGAAAGGACAGGAGAACCUCAAGAAUGAUUUGGUCCGACGGAUCAAAAUGUUGGAGUACUGUCUGAGGCAAGAAAGGGCCAAAUAUCACAAAUUGAAGUUCGGUUGCGAUCCGCCAAAUAUGGGCGCUCCUCAGGAUGAGCUCAAAGAACUCAAUUCAGACUUAGAAGAGUCGCUGAUGAGCGAGUCGGGCGGCCAGACAGCUGUCAACUGGAAACAGGGAAGACAGCUAUUGCGACAGUAUUUACAAGAGAUCGGAUACACGGACACCAUAAUCGACGUCCGGUCCAAUCGAGUCCGUAGUCUAUUAGGUCUGACAACGAAUACUAGUUUAGAGGACUCGCAGACCGUUGGCCAGGACUCAGGCGACAGUUCCAGCAGAAAGCUUAAUGACGGAGACGUUGAGGGCUAUAAAACACGUUUAGUGCGGAGAGACCUGAACCGAAACGCGUGGAAACCCGAGCAGACUAUAGUGACUGACGCCGAGGCCUCGGUUUUGGCCACUUUUGAGUUCCUUAACGAACAGAGAGAGGGACGCAAUGCUGAGGACGGGGAUGAAGAGGAGGACGAGGAGGACGGCUGCGACGAUAUGGAUACGGCCAGGAGUGCGGGCCCCUAUGCCAUCGACUCCGAGACUGAGGAGGUUUUGGCUGAAUUCGACUUCUUGUCCACUCAUCCGAGUGGUGAACAAAAGGACGGCUCUCCAUGGGGUCGGCCCGGCUCGGGUAAGGAUGUGGUGGACAUCGGGGAGUUGGCGGCGCUGACAGUGGCCAACGAGUCGCUCGAUAUGAACGGAUCGGCCGCUAACUCGCAAAUGAGUACAGAGUUUAGAAGGACAUGGAAUCCUAGAUAUAUUCUUAAAUCACAUUUCGAUUGUGUCCGAUGUCUGAGAUUUCACGCCACGGAACCACUGCUGAUAACCUGUUCUGAAGACGAAACACUCAAACUGUGGAAUCUGAACAAAACCCAACAGUCAAACAAAGGCAAACAACAACAGCAGCCAAUGGGUCCGACGGGUGGCACGACCUUUGAUUUAGAGCCUGUAUAUACAUAUAGAGGUCACACGUCCCGAGUGCUGUCAUUAACGGUGAAUAACAAUACGAUAUACUCCGGGGGACAAAACGGUCAGCUCAUGAUGUGGUCAAUACCGGCCGAUAUCGCGAACAUCGAUCCCUACGAUGCAUACGACCUGAGCCUUCAAAUAUGUCAAAUCGAUGCCCACACAGACGCCAUCUGGUCUCUGGUGGCCAUCCCCUCGUCCUCAUCGCCCACUCCUAUACUAUGUUCGGCAGCUGCGGAUCAAACCAUUAAGAUAUGGGACACAUCACGAGUUCAAUGCACUAAAACCAUUACAUUAGAAGGAACUACACGUCCGACGUGUUUGGCAGCCGUUGCGCCGCAUAAUAAUAACAGUGAAAGCAGUUCGCCAUCACUUCUGGCCGCCGCCUUCACUGACGGCUCAAUCAGUGUCUACGACUUGGAGGUGACGUCGGGAUCCAAACCUGUGCUCACCUUUGAAGCGGGCGCUCCCGGACGGGUCAAUGCCGUCGCAGUGCACCCGACUAUGCCUGUGGUGGUCAGCGCUCAUGAGGACCGGCAGAUUAAGUUAUGGGACCUGAAUAGCGGUAAAUGUAUUCACGCAAUGGUCGCACAUUUAGACGAAGUGACAUGUCUUGCCUGUGAUCCCAAUGGACUCUAUUUAUUAAGUGGAAGUCAUGACUGUAGUGUCCGAUUGUGGAACUUCGACAGCAGAACCUGUGUUCAGGAGAUAACGUCGCACCGGAAGAAGUUUGACGAAGCGAUCUUUGACGUGACAUUUCACCCGAAUAGGCCUUACUUCGCCUCCGGGGGCGCCGACGCGUUGGCCAAAGUGUUCGUUUGAUAGUGACUUCCGUUUGUAUCCAGAGAUUCAAUUGACUUCUCACUCACCACUCGACGACUGGACUAUAGUUUGUUUAUCUCUCAACUCCUCUGUCUUUAUCUAUCACUUCAUUCGCCUAUUAUUUAAAAGUAUAUAAAAAUAUAACGACUAAAAGACUGCAUAAAGACUUGUAAUCUAAUUAUUAUUAAUUUAAUUGAGAACUCAAUCAUUUGUAUUAACAAUAAUUUAUAGUAUAAGAGAAACGCGAAGGAAUUCCCUUUCUCUCGCGCUUUUCAGUCAAUUUGGAUGAAGUGUUUUGCGAUGAAAUGAUGAAUUUUUUGUGACAAAGUUUUUUUAUAGGAUAUGAUAAGAGAAAUACCGUUAAAGGAAUUUGCGAUC